Messenger RNA from Aspergillus alliaceus, 1239 nucleotides. RefSeq names its product HNH endonuclease signature motif containing protein. Lineage: Eukaryota; Fungi; Ascomycota; Eurotiomycetes; Eurotiales; Aspergillaceae. The transcript has 4 exons. The coding region runs from base 1 to 1239 and encodes 412 amino acids. The record is from RefSeq and is a predicted model, not a curated record.
AUGUCGACACUUAGAUCGGCCUCCACAGGGCCUGCGGACGAGCUCCUCGACUCGGAGCGGCACAAAAUAAUUGCCCAGCUGUCAGACUAUAUCGGAGAUCGGAAACUUGCUUCGACGGGAUGGGCCCUCCUUUGGUUUACGGAUCUCGCGAUCCUGAGGAAAUAUCUCAAAUCUGUCGGCCUAGAGCCUCAUGGUCUUCUGAAGAGGGCCCAGAAGAACCGGGUGUCGAAGAAACCCCAAAGAAGCGCCAGCUUUCUCACCUACCUAUCAAAGUGCAAGGAACGAGAUCAUCACGCUUGUAUUCUCACCGGGUACCGUGAACCGCUAGAAGUAGCGCAUAUCUUCCCCUACAGCCUCAGCCAGAGGGAAAAAGCAGAACUCGAUAUUUUCUGGGAAAAUUUGGGAAUGUACUGGAGUACGGAAAAGAUCAACAAGUGGAAGGAACAGGUCUUAGGCUCAGGUGGAACUGAGAUCUGUCCAAACUUGAUGUGCAUGUCCAACCUCGCCCAUAAACUCUGGGAAACAGCGCGAUUUGCCCUAAAACCCUUGUCUAUAAGCGAGGAUCAGAGGGUUCUUAAGGUAAAGUUCUACUGGAUGUCGAUAAACAAGUUCUCGGACAAUAUGUCGUCAAAAAAAGCCCCGAGUCCUUUCCCUGAUGGCCGCCUGUCCUCCAUUAAGGUGGAAGGCAAACACAAUGCGAAGCUUUUCAAUAUUAACACAGAGAAAGCACUGCGCUCCGGAGACGUUCUUACUUUUAAGACCGAUGACCCAGUCGGUCAUCCCCUCCCAUCGAUGGAGCUACUAAAUAUGCAAUGGGCUCUCCAUCGAGUUCUUGCUCUUAGUGGUGCCGCCGAUGCAACCGUUGAAGAUCUUGAUCCCGACCCAGAUAAGCUGCUCUGGGGGCGGGACCCGUGGGAGAUGAAUCUAGAGGCAACCGACGAGGACGUCGAGGAAGAAAUGGUGGACGAAACGGAGAAAGAAGAGGAACUACCGAGUGUCCCUGAUGAAGAAUCUUGGGACGAAGUGGUCGUGGAGGCCCCCAGAUUUAGGGGUCGGACAAAUCCUUCUACCGACGAGAACUCCCCAAGCCGCGAAAAUCGUCUGGGGUCCAGUCUGCCCAGAUCCACAUAUGUUCACCAUAUGGAUGAAGGGGAGAAGUUGAGGCAGGGGGAGCAGGCGGAGCAAGAGGAGCAAGAAAGCUCACUUGUUUUCAGAUUCCGGGGUACCAAUAUUCAUUAG